This is a messenger RNA of Alexandromys fortis (reed vole), 4573 nucleotides long. It is a transcript of the gene Raph1, whose product is annotated as Ras association (RalGDS/AF-6) and pleckstrin homology domains 1. Gene Ontology annotation, biological process: signal transduction. NCBI's taxonomy places the organism in Eukaryota, Metazoa, Chordata, Mammalia, Rodentia, Cricetidae. The transcript is spliced from 15 exons. Gene Ontology annotation, cellular component: cytosol; plasma membrane. The record is from RefSeq and is a predicted model, not a curated record. Bases 280 to 2157 code for a protein of 625 amino acids.
GGCGCCUGUCGGUCCGCCCUUGGGCCGCACGACCCUCAGCCCCGCCCUGCGUGCCGGGGCGGGACGCGGGGGCUCUGCGGUCCGCGCCGCCGGGCGCUCGGUCGCCCCGCCCCGUCCCUGCCAACGCCCGCUCCGCGGGUCGGUCAGUCAGUCCCGGAGCGCGCGCCGCGGGAGCUGAGGGAGAGGAGCGGCGCGCCUGGAGAGGCGGCGGCGCGGCGCGGGGGACGCGAGCAGCUGCUGCCUCGCGCGGGGCUCCCGGAGGGCCGAGGGGCCGCCACGAUGGAGCAAUUAUCAGAUGAAGAAAUUGACCAUGGUGCUGAAGAAGACAGUGACAAGGAAGAUCAGGACCUGGAUAAAAUGUUUGGAGCCUGGCUUGGGGAACUGGACAAACUUACUCAGAGUUUGGAUUCCGACAAGCCUAAAGAACCAGUGAAAAGAUCUCCUCUUCACCAGGAAACAAACAUGGCCAACUUUUCUUACCGCUUCUCCAUAUACAACUUGAAUGAAGCUCUGAAUCAGGGAGAGACUGUGGAUCUGGAUGCCCUGAUGGCUGAUCUCUGCUCCAUAGAACAGGAGCUCAGCAGUAUUGGCUCAGGAAAUAGUAAGCGUCAAGUCACAGAACCAAAAGUCACUCAGAAGCUACCUAGCCGGCAUACGUCGAAACAUGGCUCUCUGAGAGGAGUAGGAGUAUCAUCUUCUUCUAAUAGAACAACUACUAAACCUUCCCAUGCUAACUACUCCCUGGACGACAUCACUGCACAAUUAGAACAGGCUUCCUUGAGCAUGGAUGAGGCUGCUCAGCAAUCUGUAGUAGAAGAUUCUAAACCUUCAAUGACGAAUCAGCACAGAAGGACUGCGUCAGCUGGCACUGUGAAUGAUGUUGAAGUGCACUCUGUUAGUAACUCCUCCCGUUCGAGCAUCACUUCUGCAGCUUCUAGCAUGGAUUCUUUGGAUACUGACAAAGUGGUGCGUCCUCAAGAACUGGAUUUGACAACACAUCAGGGACAGCCAGUUACUGAGCACUCCUAUCUGGACAGGGAAACCUCCCUUCUCCUGAGAGACAUUGCAGGAAAACCUUCUCAUUUGCUGACCAAGGAGGAACAAGCGGCAAAACUGAAAGCUGAGAAGAUUAGAGUUGCCCUGGAGAAAAUUAAAGAGGCUCAAGUGAAAAAGCUGGUGAUCAGGGUCCACAUGUCUGAUGACAGUUCUAAAACCAUGAUGGUGGAUGAGAGACAAACCGUGAGACAAGUGCUGGAUAACCUGAUGGACAAAUCUCACUGUGGCUACAGUUUAGACUGGUCACUGGUGGAGACCAUUUCUGAGUUACAAAUGGAGAGAAUAUUUGAAGACCAUGAAAACUUAGUUGAAAAUCUUCUUAAUUGGACAAGAGAUAGCCAAAACAAGCUUAUAUUUAUGGAACGUAUAGAAAAAUAUGCACUUUUUAAAAACCCACAGAAUUACCUUCUUGGGAAAAAGGAGACAGUUGAGAUGGCAGACAGAAACAAAGAGGUGCUGUUAGAGGAAUGUUUUUGUGGAAGUUCUGUAACUGUCCCAGAAAUUGAAGGAGUCCUUUGGUUAAAAGACGAUGGCAAGAAGUCUUGGAAGAAGCGUUACUUUCUCUUGCGAGCAUCUGGCAUCUACUAUGUCCCUAAAGGAAAAGCAAAGGUGUCUCGGGAACUGGUGUGCUUUCUUCAGCUGGAUCAUGUUAAUGUGUACUAUGGGCAGGACUAUCGGAGCAAGUACAAAGCACCCACAGACUGUUGUCUGGCGUUAAAGCACCCACAGAUCCAGAAGAAGUCUCAGUAUAUCAAGUACCUCUGCUGUGAUGAUGUGAGGACUCUGCACCAGUGGGUCAAUGGGAUCCGAAUCGCAAAGUAUGGGAAGCAGCUCUACACAAAUUACCAAGAAGCCUUGAAGAGGACAGAGUCCGCUUAUGAUUGGACUUCAUUAUCCAGCUCCAGCAUUAAAUCUGGGUCCAGUUCUUCCAGCAUCCCAGAGUCUCAGUCAAAUCAUUCUAAUCAGUCUGACAGUGGAGUCUCUGACACCCUACCCACAGGACACAUCCGAUCCCAAAGCACUGUGAGCUCCAUGUUCUCGGAAGCCUGGAAGCGUGGCACUCAGUUGGAAGAGUCCAGCAAGUCCAGUUUGUCCUGCUGAUAUAUACAUAGCUGACUAGCCGCUGGAAUAUGGGUCAUCCCACCAAGAGCCACACCAUCACAGAAAACAGAAGCCGUCAGCUGUCAACUGCUCCCCAGUUAGGGGUGGGGGCUCAUGAACUCCUUUCCACUCUCCACUACAAUGCUGACCUGCUUUUGUGCAGGCAACCACAGCUGAGCUUAUCCACUUGGGUCCUCUCCAUGUCAAAAUGUCCCUUCUCCCUCAUGUACAAUGGUUGCCGCACCUUGGGGAGAGGUCAUGUGAUGUAUAGAUGUCCCGAUUGGCGCUGACCACUGCACAGUCACUUACUCUCUGACUUGGCCUAGUGUGAGUUUUUGUAUUAGCCCCAUCUACUGCACACACAAACUUCUUUGUUAAGAUUUGAGAGCGACCUUAGAGGUUUUCUUAGCUAAGUAGUCCUCCAUCAGGUAUCCUCAGAAUUCCUGUAGGAAGGAUAUGUUCUGGCUGCAGUCACCACUUCAAGCAGAAAGGGUAUACCAUCAUUGAGGACCCAGGGGUACCCUGGCCAGACUCCUGAUUUUUACAGUCAUCGUUUUGUUGUUUUGUUUUGUUAUGGUUCUUUUGGUCUGAGUCACAAAUACAAACACAUCCACAAACGAGAAUCAAAAGGAACAUUUAAAUUUGUCCUCAAAACAGAUUCAUUACCUAAUUUUUAUAUGUGGUUGAUUAGCUGGCGUGGGGGUGGGAGGUAUGAAAGUGAGUAGUUAAUAAUUGGUUUUAAUGACCUAAACUCUUUAAACACUGUUAAAAUCCCUUAUCAGAAAAUUUUAAUAAUUCUUUCUUCAAUCCUAGAACCUUUUUCCUCAAGUACUAGAUAUUGAACCUAGGACCUUGCACAUGCUAGGCAAACACUCUGUCACAGACCUAUGUCCCAAUCUUUUUAAUGUUUCCUAGCUGUCCUUCAGUGUGUAAUCCUCCUGUCUCAGCCUUCUAAGUAGGACCGUGUCAACAGUUUAGGUGAACAUAAUGCUCUAAGCACGUACUAGAAACCAUAUUCUAUGUAAUUUUACAUGUGUGCCUUGGCGGGGGAUGUAGCUCAGUGGUAGAGCACUUGUCUAGCAUGCACCAAACUCCAGGUUACAAAGCUACCUACUUGUCACAUGUGAAAUCAAGGAAAGCAAAGACUCUGUGCUUAGGAAACAAAGUCUGUCACUGUAGUUUCUGAAAGAGAAUCAACCCUGCUGUGCAGUAGUGUCAGAGUCUUGAUCCUGUGUUUCUUCUGUUACCUCAGUCCCAGGUGCCACACGAGAAGGCCCGCACAGCUAAGGUCAGCAGGCCUGAAGCAGCCAAGACAGGGUCAAGUUAAGGUCAGGGCUGUUCUCUGAAAUACAUUAACCUGGGUGACGCCUAUAACCAAAUCUUACAAACUAAUGCUUUUCGUUUCAUGUAUAAUUUUUAGAGAACCAUGUGAACGUCCUGAUAGGCAUUAGAAUUCAGCUCUGUGAAUGAACACUGUAGUUCUAAGUACCCUCCAUCUCAAUCAGUAUCAUUUGUGAUUGAAAAGAGUUCACAGAAAUAAGAGCCCAAAAGGCGUUCCCAAAGUUAUUAAAUCAAAAUUCCUUCAUUUCCUUAUUUCAGAAGUCCUUGAGCCAGAGAUUUAUACAUGGUUGUUCAGGCAACAAGCAACCGAAUGUAGUCAUUUCGGCAAUACUAAUACUACCCAGACGGCGUGGUCGGCAGCUUACUGGCAAACCUUAGCUCCUACUUGAUGACUUCUCUUAGUUCUACAGAGUUUCUUCUUAUUUUCAUCUGGCUUUUUCUGUGUGAUGUUUUAUCUUUUGCUGUAAUGUUUACAGCACAUUUCUUUAUGUACUUCCCAGUAAAGCAAACGCAAAGAGUGCUCCCCUUUCUUGCACUGCUGGACUUGUGUGCAUGUUGGAUGCAAAUGUUUCACACAACACGAGCGUGUGUGUCGAGUUCUUUCAUUCCUGUGUGACUGCACAACUGCUGAGCAUUCUCACACUCCUGUGUCGGCUUACUAGAAUCAAAAAGCUAUCCUCACUCUACCAGCGUUCCUUACCCUAGGACAGCAUCUGUGUGAAACUCUUGACCCAGGAGGACCUAGGGCAGGGUUUGUGAAAGUCCCAUUGCCAAGGUCAGAAAUCACCUAUCCUGUUACCACCCAAAUGACUUUACAACGGGAGCUUGUUCCUAGACUGUUAGUCAGUAUAGCUGUUAAGAGAAUAUUGCAGGGUAAAACAAAUUUUCUGCAUCCUCGUUACCUAGAGUAUCAGAUUGUAACCUUCCUGACAUUGUCUGUCUUUAUAAUCACCAGCUGCUGCAUCCUCCUCAUGCAUGCCCUAGAUCCCUUGCUUUUUAGUGUGAUAGAGUCAAAGCUUACCUCUGUAACUGUUGUGUUGUGUUUUUCUCCCUCCCACCUCCCUUUUAUACUUCC